AUGGUGCUGUUGACGCGAAGGCUGUGGAGACACGUGCGAGCGCAGGUGAAAGGCAGGAGGAAAAGCUUCCUGGGAAGCGCAGGUAAUUUCCAGGACACUACACGUCCUGUCAUCGCACAAGCGAAUGGCAGCAACGCGGCUCGGAGCUCCGUCCGUGAUAGCAGAUCCGUCCGUGUCCCGAGCUCCGAGCUCCGUCCGUGUCAGAGAGUUCCGUCCGUGAUAGCAGAUCCGGAGUCGGAUUCAUAUGACCGCCGAUCCGGGCAGGCCACCGUUGUGCUGUGGUUUAUCCGCUUGGCGAAACAGUUCGCACCGGAAUUUGAAUUUUACGAAUUGCCAGAUGGAUCGCGCUUUCCAUUGCUCAUUCGGCAUCGGAGCGAUGCAGGAAGAACGCCUUUUGACGGGCACUGGCAGCCCAUCCAGAUCCGUGCUACCGCAAAUCGCGCGCGGCGCAUUGGCGCUGGCGAGGAGCAUGAUAACUCAUUCCUUGUGUGUGCUGCAAGAAGAAUUUCACCCUCCUGGUAUUUUGCCCGCAACGAGUCCUACCGGUCUCAUCCAGAUGUGCCAUGUGUUGUGAUGUCACCGUUUGAGGAGACAUGUUUCGUUUUUACAGGAAAUGCGAUACGGACCUGGCUACGCGCAAAGCCAGGCAGCGAAAACGAGAUACGCUUGCAAGAGAGCCCGCAGAAGCUUGGAGACUGGUUGCGCGCGACGUUCCCAUCGGAGACGGAAGCCGCCGGAUCUGGUGAUUUGGCGAGUCUCUUGGUAAGUCUCGCGGCUUCCCCGAAUAUCAGAAAGCAUCGUUUGUUUCUGGUGCAGAUGUUGCGACUGCCAGUGCUGCAGCGAAUCGCUUUUCACCGCCGUGGUGUCGACGGUUUGGUUGCACACAAUGCCAAACUCCACCAUCGGCGCUUGCUAAUACGCCGUCCGGAAACGCUAAGGCAGAGUGCAGGGGGUAACAGGCGACUUCGCUACAUCUUUUCGCAAUUGUGGAGUCAGCCUCUACAGCGUGGUAAGAGCGAGGUGGACUAUCUGCUCCUCCUGAUUGGCGGGAAAGAUGAUAGCUCUGUGCUCCGCGGUAUUGGAAUAAUCCCGCUUGCUGCAGUUUUUAUGCGAGACGGUAAGCUUGCUGUUAGAUCGGGUAAUCCAGAAAGCAACGCACACUUGAAGCAGCACGCGAUUCUGCAUCUCGACUCAAGAAACAAUCUGGGCGGCGACUUUCGAGGUUUCGACGACUUCUUCUAUUUUUUCACGAACACUGAUCAGAUCGUAGAGCAGAGCUCCUCGCACUCGGAGUUUCCUUGCUUCUUGCAGGAUGUUUUCGAGAAGUGGGACUCUACGAUGAUGAGACUGCCAUGA
Messenger RNA from Amoebophrya sp. A25, 1356 nucleotides. The record is from the annotation of a GenBank genome assembly. Lineage: Eukaryota; Dinophyceae; Syndiniales; Amoebophryaceae.